Patella vulgata (common limpet) is the source of this 2194-nucleotide messenger RNA. Its product is annotated as NAD-dependent protein deacylase. Lineage: Eukaryota; Metazoa; Mollusca; Gastropoda; Patellidae. Gene Ontology annotation, molecular function: protein-succinyllysine desuccinylase activity; protein-malonyllysine demalonylase activity; NAD+ binding. The transcript is spliced from 10 exons. The record is from RefSeq and is a predicted model, not a curated record. The coding region runs from base 128 to 1075 and encodes 315 amino acids.
UUCCACGAAAGUUCUACUUCCGGUUUAUCACUCCACGCAAAAUAAAAACAAAGCUUUUUCAUUAUGAUUUUAUGUAACAAGUAAUAUAGUUGACUGAAGGUGUGGAUUUACAACAAUAAAGUUAUAAAUGAGUGUUUUGACUACCAGAUUGGCUGUUCGCUUUAACUGUUUCACUAUCUUCAAUUUGUCGACAGGCUCAGUAAGACCAUUACUUACCAAUAAAAUGGCUGAUAUGACAGCAAAAUCUACUCGGCCCAGUUCCGACAUGACUGCUUUCAGGAAAGAAUUUGCUAAAGCUAAAAAUAUAGUCAUACUAACGGGAGCUGGGGUUAGUGCUGAAAGUGGGGUUCCUACAUUUAGAGGUGCUGGCGGAUAUUGGAGAAAAUGGCAAGCACAGACGUUAGCAACACCAGAAGCAUUUGCAGAAAAUCCAUCAUUAGUAUGGGAAUUUUACCAUUAUAGAAGAGAAGUAAUGGCUUCAAAAUACCCAAAUAAGGCUCAUGAAGCAAUUGCUGAAUGUGAGAAAAGACUCAAACCACAAAAUCGUAAUGUGACAGUAAUAACACAGAAUAUAGAUGGUCUACAUAAAAGAGCUGGUUCAGAUUCUAUUAUUGAACUUCAUGGUAAUUUGUUUAAAACAAGAUGUGAGAAAUGUAAAGAUGUCGCCGUGAAUAAUGAUAGUCCGAUAUGUGAAGCUCUUCGUGAUAAAGGGGAACCAGAUCCUUCUGCUGUCGAUGCUAAGAUACCGGUAGAAAAAUUACCCAGAUGUAAGACAGCUGGUUGUGGUGGAUUAUUACGACCACAUGUUGUUUGGUUCGGAGAAGCUUUAGAUAGACAGGUUUUAGAGAGGGCAGGUGAAGAACUUGACAAAUGUGAUCUGUGUUUAGUGGUUGGAACAUCAUCAGUGGUUUAUCCUGCCUGUAUGUUUGCACCUAAUGUAGCGAGUAGAGGAGUAACAGUGGCCGAGUUUAAUAUGGAAGAUACACUCGUUACUAACGAGUUUAUGUAUCAUUUUAAGGGUCCUGCCGGAGAACAUCUACCUGCUGCUUUGGCCAAAUGUGAUACAGAGAAGUAAAAUCUAUGCCUCUGCUAUAGUUACAAGAAUAACUGUGUAAUUUUUAACAUUUUGUAUUGUCAUAAUCCAUAGAAUAUAGUUCCCAGCUUCACCAAUAUUAUAAUAAAUAUUAAUAAGUAUAUUUUUAUUCUAUGGGAUAUAAUUCAUAGCUUCAAUAAUAUUAUACACAGAGAGAGAGAGAAAUGGGGUUUAACGUCCACUCGACAUAAACCAGGUCAUUUUGGAACUAACAUAUUGUUUAAUUUUAUUUCAAUAAUUCGCUUGCACGUAGGGGGUCUUUAGCAGUAGGAGGAAACCGGAGGACCUAAAGAAAAUCCACGAGGUUGGACAGGCGACCCUACUCCUUGUCACAUACAACCCGGGAAUUGAAACCACGCCAGUUGACUCAACGACAGACCUUAUGAUACAACUUGUUCACGCUAACCAUUCGGGCCUUCAACUCCCCCUAACAAUAUGAAAAUAAACAGUAGUUGAUCUAGAAGCUGUAAAUAGUGGAGGGCGGUUCAAAUCUAGGGUGCCAUCAACAGUGAAUGUCAACAAAAUACGUAAUAAAAUGCAUGAAAUAACACUGAACUCCCCAAUAGAACAUAAAUCAUAUUGCCAGUAUAGUUGUUCACUGACCAUUAACUAGCCGGAAAGCAGUUUUAUUAAAGUUGAUGUCACAUUAUGAUUGUUAUCGGGUUUUUUUGUUAACCUUAGGGGCGCUUAUUCUUGCCAGAAACUUUUAUGAGGGUUGCACAUUUGAUAAUUGAGCUUUUGGUAGGCCUGGUUUCAUUCAAAUUGUUUUAUAGAGUUAUUUCUCAUAACCUCUGCAAAAUAUUUACAUUAUGUAUGUUUUUAUUUUUAAAAUAAAAACAGGUUAUGCGGCCCUUUUUAAGUGAUGCGAAAUUAUCUGUCAACCAGAAUUUUUUUUUUGUAUGGCUUUGUAUUUAUACUUUAUUUUAUACAGAUUACUUGUAUUGUUAUUUAAAGAAAAUAUUUCAUAGAUCUUGCUAUAAGAAAAUAUUUCAUAGAUCUUGCUAUAAGAAAAUAUUUCAUGGAUCUUGCUAUAAGAAAAUAUUUGAUGUGUAUAUUGGCAUAUUGCUAUAAGAAAAAAAAUAAAAUCUGAUUUGAAAUAUU